UGUUUCCGGCGGAGCCGGGGCCCGGCAGCAGCGGGAACAUGGCGGCGCGCUGGGCUGCCCGCUGCCGGCGGGGCGGGCGCCGGUUCAUCUCCACACCAGCUGUUUCUCGACUGACGUCAGAUGAAGUGGUUCUGAUGCGUAAUGAACUCUUCACCAAAGAGAAGGAGAGGCAGUUGUCUCUCUAUCCACGAAUUGAGAAAAUCGAAGUAAAAUACACUGGGAAACCACACCCUGGCAGUGUGUUUGUCAUGAACAAAGCCUUGUCUACUCCGUACAAUUGUGCCAUGCACUUAAGUGAAUGGCAUUGCAAGAAAUCUGUUCUAGCUCUUGUGGAUGGUGAAGUCUGGGAUAUGUACAGACCCCUGACCAAAUCAUGUGAAAUUCAGUUCCUUACUUUCAAAGAUGAAGAUCCAGAGGAAGUAAACAAGGCCUAUUGGCGUUCUUGUGCCAUGAUCAUGGCAUGUGUGUUAAAGCGGGCAUUCAAAGAUGAGUACUCAGUGAAUCUGAUUAAAUCUCCAGAACUACCAGUGAUCUCUGGAGCUUUUUGUUAUGAUGUAAUUUUGGACCACAGACUGAAUGACUGGAAACCAACAAACGACAGCUUCCGUUCCCUUACAAGGGAUGCCACAAAGCUAAUUCAGAAAGACCUGCCAUUUGAAACACUGCUUGUUGAAGCAAAAGUAGCACGUGAAAUGUUUCAGCAUAACAGAUAUAAAAUGGAGAUGAUAGAACAAAAAGCUUCUAAGAAUAUGGAAGGAAUUGUAACAUUACAUAGGUUUGGUGACUUUGUAGAUGUUAGUGAAGGCCCUCAUAUUCCAAGGACAGGUUUCUGUUUCCAGUAUGAGAUAACAGCAGCCCAUAAUCUUCAGACUAACCAAUCUGAAUUGAUAAGGAGGUUCCAGGGUGUGUCCCUGCCAGUCCAUUUGAAGGCUCACCACACUGUGUGGCACAAACUGCUGGAAAGAUCAAAGAGGCUGGUCACAGCUGAAAAAUAUUUAGAAGCAGCAGCAGAAUGUCAUGAAGCAAAAGAUGGAACUGAAGAAGGAAAAACUGUAUCAAGUUAAAUUAACCUCUAAAUAUUUACUGGCACACAGUGAAGUUUGAAGUCUGUCAAUGUACUAACAGCCUGCUGGCCUCUGGUUUAGUUUGCUGUUAAAUCUGACACAUCUUUAAAGUAUAGCCUGUGCCUUCUCAGGGUACUUGAAAAACUAAUUAUUUUUCCUCUUGAAUGAUGUUGCAGAGGACUUUUUAUCAUGGUAUCAGAUGCUUACUGUUUUAAAUAAGAUUCUUAAUUCAAGGUUUACAUUAAGAGUACACACACACAUUCUGUAUGUUUUCUUAAGACUAUCAGUGAUCUUUGCAUUGAACUUCAAAUAUUUGUGUUUCUUUUAAACCUAACCUUCCAGAGUAUACUUUGUCUUUGAACCUGCAGCUCUGGUGCUACUGAAAAAGCAGGCAUUGGUUCCUGUCUUGAGGAACAUAAAAUUUGCCGAGUUUUUUGUUUGUUUUAUUUUUUUGGAGGUACCUGCCAUCUCUGAUUAACCCAAGACCAUACUGAAAUUAUGCCAGUGGGGUCUGAUCUAGGUGGUCUGUUUUGAAUCUGAAGCCAGUCAUAUCACCAACCCACACAUUCUCCUGAUGUCUGCUUUGUAUUUUGGGAAUCCAGUUGAGAAUUCCUCCUGGAUUCCACCACCUGCAGAGGAAGGUGAGAAUGCUGCUUCCCCUUAGGAAUUUUUUUGGCUUAAGCUGGAAUUUCAUGUUUCAGAGCUUUUUUUUUUUUUUUUUUUUUGAGGGGAAGGGAACUUGGCUUUUGUAGUGUAAGGAACGGUUUGAGAGGCGUAUAGCUGGGCUGAAAAGUCUGGAGAGGGAAUUCCCCUUUCCUGACCUUCACUGGGACUGUGGCAGGCAGGUGUGGGACAAGCAAGGGGGGUGAGUUUGCUCCGGGGCCUGGGGAACCCCCAGAACUGCCACCAGUAGGUGGGAGCAGAGGCCGGGGGAGGAGAGGUGAUGCCUUACCGGCGGGAGAGGAGCAAGAGAGAUGCCCCACGGGGGCACGGGUGAAUCCCCAUGCAAGUGCAGAACUAUGUUACCAGAAAUGCUGUUGAGGGCUGCCAGCUGAAGUUUAGGUGAGAUUAAAAUUCCCCACUUCCCCGGAGGUCUUUGCAUAAAAAGGUGGAAGCUGAAACUUCUGCAGAACUUGGUGCUAGCUCACAUCACGGUUUACGUGGGCUCCAGGAGGCAGGUCUUCCUUUGGGAGAGAUGGAGCUGGAGGAUGUCUGUGAAAAGUGCCAGGAUUCUUGCAGAGGACAGUAGCAGUUAAAGGAGAACUGGGUUAUAGAAGGUAGUGUCCACUUCUUUCUUACCACCAAUAUGGUGGUGACAGCACUUUUCGAAGUAGGAAAUGUGGAUUUCAUUCCCUGUUCUCCCAGGGAGGGAUUCAGAGCCGCACUUGCCGGGGGGAAACAUCUGUGGGGUUUUUGGCAGGGAUGGAUUAUAAGGUACUUCAAGUAUGUAUGAAGUGAUACCACUGCUAGAAAACAGUCCUGAACAUUUCUUGGAUGAACAUGACAACAGAUGGAAACAGUGCUCAUGGCAGCCACAGAGCAACAAGGAGAUCUGGUCCCUGAGCUCAGGGCCAUUUCUGUAUUUCACCGUUAAUUGUUACUGUAUGAAAUGCUGAUACUGUCUAGCAAGAGAAAUGUUACAGCAGCUAGGCUGGGGUAAUGCUUCCUUUCUCUUUUUGGCUUAAGGAUUUCUGAAAUUUAGCUGAACUGCAGGGUGAUACCAGCCUGGCUGGCUAUUUGGGGCUGUGCUCUGACAUACACCUAGCACUAUAGCUGUAUACCAGACUUAAAGCUAUGGGGUAAUAUAAAAUAUCAAAAUGAGUUUGGGUAGGGCAAAGCUCUGGCUGGGUGUGGAUUUUAGAUUUGUGUGCACUGUCCUGCCUACCAUGGGGCCUGGCCCAAUGUUCUUUAUUGGAAGUAGCCAAAAGAGACCACUGUAGGUCAGUUCAAAAAGAGACAAGAAAGCAGAUAGC
This is a messenger RNA of Tyto alba (common barn owl), 3037 nucleotides long. It is a transcript of the gene MRPL39, whose product is annotated as mitochondrial ribosomal protein L39. The record is from RefSeq and is a predicted model, not a curated record. The transcript has 11 exons. Gene Ontology annotation, molecular function: RNA binding; nucleotide binding. NCBI's taxonomy places the organism in Eukaryota, Metazoa, Chordata, Aves, Strigiformes, Tytonidae. The coding region runs from base 39 to 1064 and encodes 341 amino acids. Gene Ontology annotation, cellular component: mitochondrion.